AUGCCUUAUACUAACGCGUGUGUGACGCUACAACUUUUUCUCACUCGCGCGAAUUUUGAUAUUGCAUUUUGUCGGCGUCUGGCGACUGGUACUGCAGGUUUGGACAGGCUUAUUAAUCGAACUCUUCCCAUAAGAUGGCUACCCUACUGUUGUUCGAUUAGUGAUCAGGAUUCAGAUAUUACAACUGAUAAACUAAAGGCAUUUAGCGCAUCAUAUAUAAAUUCAGUGUUACUGCUUGGAACUGUUGUUGGAAUCAAGAUGUUCCCAAUGCAAAACAAUCCAGAUCGUAACUGGGUUCUAGUGUUCUUGAGAACCCGAUUGUCUACAUUUCGGGAAGCGGAAUAUGCUCAACCAACUAGUAUUACUGAUAUAAAUGAACCAACAGUAAUGUUUAAAAAGACUCUCAGUUCAUCAAACAGAGUACACGUCUUCAGUCCUAAAUUGGUCAACGGUCUUAGAGAUAUCAAACCUGGUGAACGGCUACUAGUCAGUGGAUUUCUGUCCUACUACCAGUCAUCAAAGCUCGAUGGGAAAACAACUAAACAGUGUUGUGUUACAGCUCAACGCAUCGCUCAUAUGGGAUGGGCUCCCGAUUACCAGGUUGCGAAGAAUUCGGAAGAAGUCUUUGAACAAUCAAGUAUUCUACAAGAACCUACCGAUUUGUUUUAA
Heterobilharzia americana is the source of this 669-nucleotide messenger RNA. The record is from the annotation of a GenBank genome assembly. NCBI's taxonomy places the organism in Eukaryota, Metazoa, Platyhelminthes, Trematoda, Strigeidida, Schistosomatidae.